This is a messenger RNA of Torulaspora delbrueckii, 2610 nucleotides long. RefSeq names its product DNA-dependent ATPase RAD54 (gene RAD54). Gene Ontology annotation, biological process: double-strand break repair via synthesis-dependent strand annealing; reciprocal meiotic recombination. Bases 1 to 2610 code for a protein of 869 amino acids. NCBI's taxonomy places the organism in Eukaryota, Fungi, Ascomycota, Saccharomycetes, Saccharomycetales, Saccharomycetaceae. Gene Ontology annotation, cellular component: nucleus. The record is from RefSeq and is a predicted model, not a curated record. Gene Ontology annotation, molecular function: ATP-dependent chromatin remodeler activity; DNA translocase activity; ATP binding. The transcript has a single exon.
AUGGUAGCGAAACGAAGGUUACCGGAUAGACCUCCCAAUGGGAUUGGGGCUGGUCAAAGUCCUAGGUUGGUACCCAGACCUUUGAACAUACAGGGGUCGUUGGUCACGCUGACACGGCCGUUCAAGGUUCCAUUCAAGGGGAAGAAACAACCUUUACAGUCGAGAUCAACUAAUCAGGAGUAUUUGGAUGGCGGGGGAAGAUCGCUGAGGAAACGGUCGCAGACCGUUUCCUACGCGGGGCUAGACACAGAGAAUGAAUUGCCGCCCAUGUCGCAGGGUCAUCACGUAAGGAAAGAUGCUUUGAGUAGUAGAAGAUUGGCAGAAGAUCCGACGAGACUCAGCAGCAUUGAAACUGUGUUGAGGAGGUCUUUUACUGUACCGAUAAAAGGGUAUGUUCAAAGACAUAGUUUACCGCUUACGUUGGGGACCAAGAAGAAGAUCGCGUUGGAACCUAGGCCUUUACAUGACCCAACUGACGAAUUUGCCAUCGUUCUUUAUGACCCUACCAUAGAUGGCUCGAUGAUUAUACAAGAUACCACUGAUGUUCCUGUGGAUACGAGGUCACAGAGCGUUGGUCCAGAGGAAAAAGAUAAUAAAGAAAUACCUCGUAAACAACCGAAAUACUUGUCCAAUGGGCUUAAGAAUAAGACUUUGAAAGAGUUGCUGGGCGAAGAUGAAGAUACGCAAGUCAAGAAAAAAUAUGCUAAUAUACCAGUAGUCAUCGAUCCGAAAUUGGCCAAGAUUUUAAGACCGCAUCAGGUGGAAGGUGUAAGGUUCCUUUAUCGUUGUGUUACUGGACUUGUCAUGAAAGAUUUUCUGGAUCAAGAGACUGUGAAGAAUGGUUCUGCAGAAGUUGGUACAGAAGUUGGUAAAGAAGUUGUGAUAAAUAGAGGUGCGUAUGGUUGUAUCAUGGCUGACGCGAUGGGGCUCGGUAAGACUUUGCAAUGUAUCGCAUUGAUGUGGACUUUACUCAGACAAGGUCCGCAAGGUAAAAAAUUAAUUGAUAAAUGUAUCAUCGUGUGCCCUUCAUCAUUGGUCAAUAAUUGGGCAAAUGAACUGGUCAAAUGGCUAGGUCCUAACGUGCUAACGCCCUUGGCCAUCGAUGGUAAGAAAACAACAAGUGUAUCGGAAUCUAUAAGAGUGUGGGCGCAGGCACAAGGUAGAAACAUCGUGAAACCAGUGCUUAUCAUUUCAUAUGAAACUUUGAGGCGAAACGUUGAACAACUGAAGAAUACGAGGGUUGGUCUUAUGUUAGCAGAUGAAGGUCACAGACUGAAAAAUGCUGACUCCCUCACAUUCACCUCACUCGAUAGUAUUGAUUGUCCAAGAAGAGUGAUUUUAUCUGGUACACCAAUUCAAAACGAUUUGUCCGAGUAUUUUGCAUUAUUGAACUUCUCCAAUCCUGGUCUUCUAGGAACUAGAUCAGAUUUUAGAAAAAAUUUUGAAAAUCCAAUUCUGUUGAGUCGUGAUGCUGAUGCUACUGAUGACCAAAUUAAAAAAGGUCAAGAACAAUUACAAAAAUUAUCAUAUGUGGUCUCAAAGUUUAUCAUCAGAAGAGCAAAUGACAUCCUAGCAAAAUAUUUGCCCUGUAAAUAUGAGCACGUUAUAUUCGUGAAUUUAAGACCAUUUCAAAAGGAUCUAUAUGAGAGAUCGGUCAAGUCAAGAGAAAUAACCAAGAUGGUCAAAGGAAACGAAGCAGGUUCACAACCGCUAAAGGCAAUUGGUCAAUUGAAAAAACUUUGUAACCACCCAGAUUUACUAAAUUUCGAGGAAGACCUCGAUAAUUUGGAUGGGCUCAACAUACCGGAUGACUAUGAGAUUCCAUCAAGUUCUAACACAAAUUUUAGAAGAAAUGUUCAAACGGAAUUCUCGGGUAAAUUUGCUAUUCUAGAACGAUUCUUAAAGACAAUCAGGAGUCAAUCCGAUGAUAAGAUCGUUUUGAUCUCAAACUAUACUCAAACUUUGGAUCUGAUCGAAAGACUUUGUCGCCACAAGCACUAUGCAUCAUUGAGACUCGAUGGUACAAUGAACAUAAAUAAGAGACAAAAAUUAGUCGAUCGGUUCAACGAUCCUGAGGGACAAGAGUUUAUCUUUUUACUGAGUUCAAAAGCUGGUGGUUGUGGUAUCAAUCUGAUCGGUGCAAACCGUUUGAUACUGAUGGAUCCUGAUUGGAACCCAGCAGCAGAUCAACAGGCUUUGGCUCGUGUUUGGAGAGAUGGGCAGAAGAAGGAUUGUUUCAUUUACAGAUUUAUCUCCACGGGGACAAUAGAAGAAAAAAUCUACCAGCGGCAAUCCAUGAAGAUGAGUUUGAGUUCCUGUGUUGUGGACGCUCAGGAAGAUGUAGAGAGACUCUUCACUACGGACAACUUGAGGAUGUUAUUCAAAUAUAAUGGAAAUACCAUCUGUGAUACCCAUGAAACCUAUCAUUGUAAGAGAUGCGACGCUAAAUCGGGCAAACAAUUCAUUAAGAGUUCCGCUAUGCUAUAUGGUGACGCAACAACAUGGAAUCAUUUGAAUCAUGAUGCGUUGCAAAAGACUAACGAUCACCUUCUCCGAAAUGAAUACAAUCACCCUGAUAUUAGUUACGCCUUCCAGUACAUCUCACAUUAA